CAGUAGUCCGCCAUCGCUGUAUGAAGAACUAUCGGGCUUGGCGUUUGGCUGUCAACAAUAAACUUGUGGUGCGGGACGCGGAGCUAAGAGGUCGAGUGAAAGCUCGUCGGCUGCUCCAGAAACCACUAGUCACCCCUGUCCCUCCCUGGAGAUUAUUUUCAUGUGAAUACAGAGCUCACGGACGAGGCAACCAUGUCCAAUCUCAGCAAAGGCGGCACCAAGAAGGACACCAAAAUGAGGAUACGGGCCUUUCCUAUGACAAUGGAUGAAAAGUAUGUCAACAAUAUCUGGGACCUCCUGAAGAAUGCCAUUCAGGAAAUUCAGAGGAAGAACAACAGUGGCCUGAGCUUUGAGGAACUUUACAGGAACGCCUAUACCAUGGUGCUACAUAAACACGGAGAGAAGCUGUACACAGGCCUGCGGGAAGUAGUUACUGAACAUCUUAUCAACAAAGUACGAGAAGAUGUCCUCAACUCCCUAAACAAUAACUUCCUCCAAACACUAAAUCAGGCUUGGAAUGACCAUCAGACAGCCAUGGUGAUGAUCAGAGACAUCCUGAUGUAUAUGGAUCGGGUGUACGUACAACAGAACAAUGUAGAGAAUGUCUACAACCUGGGGCUCAUCAUCUUUAGGGAUCAGGUGGUUCGUUACGGCUGCAUCAGAGACCACCUUCGCCAGACCCUGCUGGACAUGAUUGCACGAGAGAGGAAGGGGGAGGUGGUGGACAGGGGGGCCAUUAGAAACGCCUGCCAAAUGUUAAUGAUCCUCGGCCUUGAAGGGAGAUCUGUUUAUGAAGAAGACUUUGAAGCACCAUUCUUAGAAAUGUCUGCAGAAUUUUUCCAGAUGGAGAGCCAAAAGUUUCUUGCAGAAAACAGUGCCAGUGUGUACAUAAAGAAAGUAGAAGCCAGAAUUAAUGAGGAGAUUGAGCGGGUAAUGCACUGCCUGGAUAAAUCCACAGAGGAGCCCAUCGUCAAGGUGGUGGAACGUGAGCUCAUUUCUAAACACAUGAAGACCAUCGUAGAAAUGGAGAAUUCAGGACUGGUUCACAUGCUCAAGAACGGCAAGACAGAUGAUUUAGCGUGUAUGUACAAGCUGUUCAGUCGGGUUCCCAAUGGGCUGAAGACCAUGUGUGAGUGUAUGAGCUCAUACCUGCGGGAGCAAGGCAAGGCACUCGUGUCAGAGGAAGGAGAAGGAAAAAACCCUGUAGACUACAUCCAGGGUUUGCUUGACCUGAAGUCUCGUUUCGACCGCUUCCUCCAAGAGUCCUUCAAUAAUGACCGACUCUUCAAGCAAACUAUUGCUGGCGAUUUUGAGUACUUCCUUAACCUCAACUCUCGCUCGCCUGAAUACCUCUCACUUUUUAUUGAUGACAAACUGAAGAAAGGGGUAAAAGGGCUAACAGAGCAGGAGGUGGAGUCCAUACUGGACAAGGCCAUGGUGCUCUUCCGCUUUAUGCAGGAGAAGGACGUGUUUGAGAGGUACUACAAGCAGCACCUGGCUCGAAGGUUACUCACCAACAAGAGUGUCUCUGAUGACUCUGAGAAGAACAUGAUCUCAAAGCUAAAGACCGAGUGUGGCUGUCAGUUUACCUCUAAACUGGAGGGCAUGUUCCGGGACAUGAGUAUCUCCAACACCACCAUGGAUGAGUUUAGACAACAUCUACAGACAACUGGGGUGUCACUUGGAGGGGUUGAUCUCACUGUGAGAGUCCUCACCACAGGAUACUGGCCAACACAAUCAGCAACACCCAAGUGCAAUAUCCCCCCUUCACCACGACAUGCAUUUGAAGUCUUUAGAAGGUUUUACCUUGGUAAGCACAGUGGGAGACAACUCACCCUGCAGCACCAUAUGGGGUCCGCCGAUUUAAAUGCCACCUUCUAUGGUCCCAUCAAAAAGGAGGAUGGGUCAGAGGUUGGAGUGGGAGGGGCUCAGGUAACGGGCUCCAACACCAGAAAGCACAUCCUGCAGGUGUCCACCUUUCAGAUGACCAUCCUUAUGCUUUUCAACAACAGAGAGAAGUCCACAUUUGAGGAGAUUCAGCAGGAGACAGACAUCCCUGAGAGGGAGCUGGUGCGAGCACUGCAGUCUCUGGCCUGUGGAAAGCCCACUCAGAGAGUUCUCACAAAGGAGCCCAAGUCCAAGGAGAUUGAAAAUGGACAUGUGUUUACAGUCAAUGACCAGUUUACCUCUAAACUGCACCGUGUCAAAAUCCAGACAGUGGCUGCGAAACAAGGGGAGUCAGAUCCGGAGAGGAAGGAGACUCGACAGAAAGUGGACGACGACCGAAAGCAUGAGAUUGAAGCUGCCAUCGUUCGCAUAAUGAAGUCUAGAAAGAAGAUGCAGCACAAUGUCCUAGUAGCAGAGGUCACACAACAGUUGCGAGCACGAUUCCUUCCUAGUCCUGUAGUCAUCAAGAAACGCAUUGAAGGACUCAUUGAGAGGGAAUAUUUGGCAAGAACACCAGAGGACCGCAAAGUAUACACUUAUGUAGCAUAACAAGUGGAUUCACUGAAUGCUAGCGAUUGGUUGAGAGCAACUGUGGGCCUUUUUUUUUUAUUUUUUAUUUUUUAUUUUUGCUUUUGUUUUUUCUGUGGACUGCUUAGUGUUUGAACUUGGAAGUGCUUUCGUCGUUGAUUCUGGGAAAACACUGGGAAGUUUAACUUUUCCUCCAAAAGAGAAAGUGUUAAAUAAGAAAAAUGUGCAAAAGAUGGUGAAGUUUUCUAGCAAUAUUAGAUUUCUUCUGUGAGAAAUGAAAGGAAGAGAAUCUAGUUUUUUAAAAAAAAUGUUUGUUGUGGCCUUUGUAGAGAACUGGGUGAGCCUGUUUGCCAAUUAACCACACACUCUCAAGAUCACGCAUAUAGCAAACAAGUGGCUACAUGGAGACCAACAUUUGAACUCACCCCCGUUUUAAAUGUUAAUGACAGUGUGUUACAUUUGUGUUUUGUGGCAAAAUAAUGGCUGUACAGCUUUACAGACAGUCUUGGCCUUUCCCUCACAGAGGAUUUUUAUAGUUAAAGAAAAAAUGACCAGUACAGACCUGGUUUACAAAAGCAAUUAGUUAAAUUUGAGCCACCAUGAAUAUUUCUUGUCUUUGUGUUUCACCUAUGUCUGUUUUGGGGUUUAUUUUAAUGUGUCAUAUAAGUACAAUUAAUUUUACACAGCUGGAAUAUGUUUACUGUCAAUUUCAGUAAUGUAACCAGGUGUGUACUGGUGGCCAGAGAGACCGAGGGCUGUUGGUUCACAGCAUGCUCUUAUCUAAUGGGACAGUCGGGGGAACAAUACACUUUAAACUCCAUUCAUGUUUGGUCUCUCAUGACACAUUUUCCACUUUAGGCCUGCUGUAUGAUCGGCCAAAAAAACUGUUCUUCUCCCCGAAUGGAAGUUUCCACAUGGUGCAGAAUUCAAAGAGGACAUUUUUUUUUUUUUCUUUCUUCUCGGCUGCAUUUUGAAUAUGUGGAACGUGUCAAGCACCGUGCUCUAAUGUGUACAAAUUGUAAGAUAAUAAUUGUACUCACUGCGAAGGUGGAUUGUACAGGGCCUUGUUUUCAUCAUAUUAAAUGUAGAGUUAAAAAAAGGUGGAAUUUAUUUAUUUAUUUUACAUGUUUCAUGAAAAGGCUUUUGCAAGAAACAAAAGUUUUUCCCCUACUAGCCAUAAUGAAAGCAUAAUGGGAAGCUGCAUUUAAAUAUUGUGCUUGGAGAAUUUGUUUGGCAGGCAUUUAAAGAGCAUUCUUUACAUCAUAUAUCACAUUUAGUUAUAGCUCUUCUUCUAUACAAUUCACCACUUCCAAGGUACAUGUAGAGAGGAAGAAUAAGUCAAUAGCAGCUGUAGUAUACAGAUCA
Molecule: messenger RNA, 3840 nt
Organism: Melanotaenia boesemani (Boeseman's rainbowfish)
Lineage: Eukaryota; Metazoa; Chordata; Actinopteri; Atheriniformes; Melanotaeniidae
Gene: cul3b
Product: cullin 3b
Exons: 16
Coding region: 193-2496 (767 amino acids)
Biological process (GO): protein ubiquitination; ubiquitin-dependent protein catabolic process
Cellular component (GO): Cul3-RING ubiquitin ligase complex
Molecular function (GO): ubiquitin protein ligase binding
Source: RefSeq, a predicted model, not a curated record